This is a messenger RNA of Pimephales promelas (fathead minnow), 2078 nucleotides long. The record is from RefSeq and is a predicted model, not a curated record. NCBI's taxonomy places the organism in Eukaryota, Metazoa, Chordata, Actinopteri, Cypriniformes, Leuciscidae.
GCGGAGUGUCCUGUGAGUUUAAUGUCUUUGUUUUGUAACUGACAUAUCUUCUUAUAAACAUUAAGAUAUGCGAUGACGGUAUAUCUGGAUGUUUUAUUUUAAUGAUCUAAUGGAGGUGAAAGAGGAAAGUGAAGAAGUGAAGUGUCAGAAACCUCAGAGUCUUUCAACUGGAGGAGAAUCACCAAAUCACUCAAGAAAAAUAACUCGAAGAACAAAAGCCAAAAAGUCUUUCGCACGCCGUCACUGUGACAAGAGUUUUAAAGAAAAAAAACGCCUUAAUAGUCAUAAAAGAAUUCACCCUGAAGAAACGCUUUUCACUUGCCCGCAAUGUGGAAAGACUUUCCCACAUAGAAGCAAACUCGAGGUCCACUUAAGAGUUCACACUGGAGAGAAACCGCACACCUGUCCUCAGUGUGGAAAGAGAUUCAAACAAAAAGGACACCUUCGCAAACACACAAGAAUUCACACUGGAGAGAAACCGUAUACAUGCACUCAGUGUGGAAAGAGUUUCACCGGCGCAUCGACUCUCACUCAUCAUCUGCGCAUACACUCCGGAGAAAGACCAUUUAACUGUGAUCAGUGUGGUAAAGAUUUUAUUUCGGCACCACAUCUAAAAUCACACCUGAAAGUUCAUUCAGAUGAGAGGCCUCAUGUGUGUUCUCUCUGUGGAAAGAGGUUUUCACGUGUGGACGGUUUUAAACUGCACCAGAAAACACACACCGGCGAGAAAGAUCACGUGUGUUUGGACUGUGGAAGGAGCUUCACUACAUCUUUCCAGCUGAAACUGCACCAAAGAAAUCAUACUGGAGAGAAACCUCAGUGCACUGAGUGUGGGAGGAGAUUCAGCCACCCAAGCAGUCUAACAGUUCAUAUUAAAAAGCAUUGUCGAAAGUUGAAAUAUUGAUGGAUGUGCGUGACAUCAGCUAGAUUGAAAAAGUUGUUUAUGACAUGUUACUUGAAUCGCACAUGAUUGGGUGAUGUCAGUCAUCAUAUAGCAUUCAACUGUGUUCAUUUUUGCUUUUUUUAAUCAUGGCAAAAUUUGUAGUGCAGAAUUCGGGUCAAUUGUACUGGGAAUUAAUGUCAGAUAACGUCCAUAAUAAUUAACUUAGGUUCGAUUUUUUUGAGCAUUUUCAGGGGUUAUGAGGAGCAAUAUGAGAGAGAAAUUUGGUGAUCGUUGUUUAGGGACAUUAAACUACUUUAUGUCAAAUUGUCAACAUGGUAGCCUACUUUUGAAGUAUAAUAGUGGGUCAUGUCUAAUGCUGUUUGGAAAAUUAAGGCUUUCUUCUUCUUAAAGUGAGUCGGACAUCAUCACAUUUUUGUAUACAUUUUUAUUUAUUUACAUUAGUAAGCUACAGGACAUCAUCUUUCAAAAUACGACCUGCGCAAAAGAGAAUAAAUUAAUGUCUCUGUCCCCAGCAUAUUUCAGAACAAACUGACGCCCAUGAAGUAGUGAUGAAUUUAUUCUUUUCGCCUCGCUGGAUGGAAACUGUUUUAUUCGCAAAUGUUUUUAUGUGAUAUAACGAUUUUGUUAGUUAAAUUCACAACUUUGGAUGGAAACAAGAGUUUUACUGCGUCUGGAACCCUGAAAGCUGAUUUGUGUUGUGUUCACUUUUUUUAAUGAUGAAAGAUUAAAAAAUAUGUUUUCUUGUAUUUUUUUUAUUAAAACAGGAAUAAUACAAAGUAAAAUAAUAUCGUGUUAAAUGUGUUGUGAGCCAAAACAAUGAUGAAAUAUGAGUAGUAACUAUGUAACAUGAAGUUUUAGAUUUUAACCUAGAGCGGUGACUAGCCUGUCUGAUUUUAUGACGAUGAUGUAUUAAUCGCUUUAUUAAUCGAUGAUGUAUUAAUUAAGUGCAGCGAUGUGACUUAUAAAAUGUGCGGCCCCUUUAAGAAGCCAUGACAACAAUACACGCACUAACUGAGCAUGCGCAGAAGAGAGAGAUCCGCGAACAGUUCGACAUGAACGUUAUUAACCACAUACAAAUAAAUAUUUUCUACCAAUGCCGCAUAUUUCAGUUUGCAUGAUAUUGAUAUUCCUAAUCUACAUAGUUCAACAUUAAUCCGCUAGUGUUUAAAGAUGG